AUGGAGCAAUGGAAGGUGAUGCUGUUGAUUUGUUUGUACGGAGCGGUCAAAGAGUUCCGACCGACGGAACCGUACAUGUACGAAUAUCAGCACACCGUUCUGAACAUGUCCGAACACACGUUGAACAGUCAGGUAGGCCGCACACAAAUCGAUAAUUUCAGAAUUUGCAACGGUCAGCACUUUUUUCAUCGAAAGUUGCUGACAAUUUUGUGCAUGACAAAAAUUCCAGUUUUUCCAGAAAAUCACAAAAAAUCCGUUCAGGUCUACCCCAUCUGGACGUACAGUUAUCUGGUGUUCCUCAUUCCCGCGUUCCUUCUCACCGACGUUCUCCUCUAUAAACCACUUUUAGUAUUCGAAGCGUUCUCCUAUUUCCUAUGUUGGAUCAUUUUUGUGUUCGGAAAAAGUGUGUGGAGUCAACAGGUAAGACAUUUUUUUUUAAAGAAAAACGCGUUAAAAAGACUAUUCAGCUUCUCGAGUUGUUUUACGGAUGGGCGACUGCGACGGAGAUUGCCUAUUUUGCGUAUAUUUAUGUGAAAGUACCGAAAACUGAGUAUAAAUCGUGAGUCUCGUGUGAUAUUUCCGCCUAAAUUCCGACAUUUGCAGAGCCACAGCGUUUACUCGUGCCGCGCUUCUCGUCGGCCGUUUUCUGGCCUACGCACUCGCCCAAUUGCUCAUCGGCCUAAACUGGGCCGACUAUCAGACCCUGAACAUCAUCAGUCUCGUCGCGAUGGCGUUUGCAGUCAUUCUGGCCCUGAUUCUGCCGCACGUUCCGUGGAGAGACGCUUAUCAGAAAAAGUUGGAGGACAACGGAGUGUCGGGCAGUUUGGAAACGCUCGUCAACGACGCCUCGUACUCCGACUACGUGCGACUGUUCUUCUUGAAUUUACGCCAAAACUUGUUGGCGAUCUAUCGGAAUCCGCUGAUUUUGAAGUGGUCCAUCUGGUCGGCACUUUCCAGCUGCACCUUCUAUCAGGUAACUUUCGCCGAGGGGGCCGAAUCGAUAAGAACGUUUAUUUAGGUGACCAACUACACGCAAACUCUCUGGGGAACGCUGCCGGAAGAGCAGAACAAGUACAACGGAAUCACCGAAGCGCUGGUCCCAUUCCUUGGAAUUCCGGCCGAUCUGAUCACGCGUCAGCUGAACAUCAACUGGAACCGUUGGGGCGAUCUUCUGCUGGCGGUCGGCGCACUUUUCCAGGGCGGUCUUCUGUUUUGGAUGUCGAAAUCGCAUCAGAUCUGGAUUCUCUACAUGUGCUACAUCUUGUAUCGAGUCACCUAUCAAUUGACUACGACUAUUGCACAAUCUACGUUGGCACUCUCCCUAGACUCGAGACUUUUCGGACUUUUGUUCGGAAUCAACACUUUCGUGGCCCUAGGACUUCAGUCGAUUCUCACCGGAGUGGUCAUUGAUUGGCUCCAGCUGGCCAUCCGGCCACAGGUACUCGGUUUCAAGUUGCCGGAAACUGGAAAUGGAAAUGUUUGCAGUUCGUCGUCUAUUCCUGCUAUCAUCUCGUUGUCGCCGUCGUGUUUACGGUCUCUUUUGCUGUCUGGGCGAGUCGGAGAUGGAUCAAGUCACGGGCACAUUAG
Molecule: messenger RNA, 1587 nt
Organism: Caenorhabditis sp. 36 PRJEB53466
Lineage: Eukaryota; Metazoa; Nematoda; Chromadorea; Rhabditida; Rhabditidae
Source: the annotation of a GenBank genome assembly